Messenger RNA from Sarcophilus harrisii (Tasmanian devil), 4957 nucleotides. RefSeq names its product zinc finger protein 420. Lineage: Eukaryota; Metazoa; Chordata; Mammalia; Dasyuromorphia; Dasyuridae. The transcript has 8 exons. Gene Ontology annotation, biological process: regulation of transcription by RNA polymerase II. Bases 645 to 4124 code for a protein of 1159 amino acids. Gene Ontology annotation, molecular function: RNA polymerase II cis-regulatory region sequence-specific DNA binding; DNA-binding transcription factor activity. The record is from RefSeq and is a predicted model, not a curated record.
UGCUGGGAGUCUCGCGGUACGCAGGCGCAGCUUCCCCGGGGACCCGAGGCUUGCUGCUUUUGCGUUCUCCAACACCGGGAGUCAGUGACAUUCGAGGAUGUAGCUGUGGACUUCAUCCAGAAGAAGUGGAGGCUCUUGGACCAUUCUCAGAAAGAGCUGUACAAGGAGAUCAUGCUGGACACCUCCCAGAACCUGCUUUCUGUGGGCAAGAACCUUUUCCCAAUAAAGCGUUUGUCAGCAGGAAGGGAACGAGCUUACCUCGAGCUAGAAAGGGCUUCCAGUUAGAGAAGAUCUGAUCUCCCUGCUUUGGCAUGGGGAAGUGGUGGGGGUGCCAGAGUAGAGAGGCAGGAGGAGCUCCUGUCCAGACCAGAUUGUCCUGCCUUCCCUCAGAGCCGAGAUCUCUCUGCCUCCUUCCUUCAGAUUUGAGAUCUGCCUCCGUCUCUCUGAGCUGAGAUCUCUCUGUCUCUGUCUCUCUGAGCCGAGAUCUCUCUGCCUCCUUCUCUGAGCCGAGAUCUCUCUGCCUUCUGAACAGCUGCUCUGCACGGACAGUCCCAGGUCAACAUCGCAGGAAGGGAAAGUGAAGACAGAAUCUCCUCCCUCUCCAGUUCGGUCUGCGGAGGACCAAAGGCUCUAGAACCAGAGACAUGGCCCCCGGCAGCCAGAGAACCUCGUCCCAGGAGUCAUUGUCAUUCAAGGAUGUAGCUGUGGACUUUACCCAAGAGGAGUGGUGCCUCUUGGACCAUUCUCAGAAGGAGCUGUACAAGGAGGUCAUGCUGGAAAUCUCCCAGAACCUGCUCUUCCUGGGAUUUCCAGUUACCAGAGAAGAUUUCAUCUCCUACUUUCAGGAAGGGGACGUACCAUGGAUUCAGGAGCCAAAAAAUUUAAGGAACUUUUGUCCAGAUGCAGUGACCAGAUUUAAAGUGAAUGAGACUCCUACAAACCUGAGUAUUUCAGUGGAAGAAUCUAGCCAGUUAAGAUUGAUGAGUGACAGUCCCUAUGACUUUAAUGUGAGAGAAAUCUGUGACUCUGAUAUCAAGCUAAAUAAAAAUCUCACAGAAUAUUCAAUCUUAAGUCAGUGGAAGAUAAUGACCCCAAGGAAUGCUUUUCAGUAUAGCAAAUAUGAGGAAUGCUUUACUGAACAGGUAGAGCUUAUUCAGUCCCAUGAUAAACCUCCUGAACUACAAAUAUAUCAAGUUAAUCAACAGAAAAUGCCCUUCAUUUCAGAUCUCACUGGACAUCUGGAAAAUUAUAAUGAAAAAAAGCUUUAUAUAUGCAACGAAGAAAAAAAGGCCUUCUACCAUGACUCGAAGAUCAUUAGCCAUCAGAAAAUUUGCACUGAAAAGAAUCCUUAUGAAUGUAAUGAAGUUGUAGCAGCCCUAACCCAGCAUUCAUCUCUUUCUUACCAUCCUGGAUUUCAUACUGGAAUGAAAACACAUGUAUGUAAUCAGUGUGGGAAAGCCUUUCAUUUAAAAUCAAAUCUAGUUACACAUCAGAAGAUUCAUACUGGAGAGAAGCUUUAUAAGUGUGAUGAAUGUGGGAAGGCUUUCAGCUACAGAUCACGCCUUAUUAGGCAUCAGAUUAUUCACACAGGACAGAAACCUUAUGAAUGUAAUCAGUGUGGAAAAACUUUCAGACAGAGCUCCAUUCUUGCUGCACAUCAGAGAAUCCACACUGGAGAGAAGCCCUAUGAAUGUAAUCAGUGUGGAAAGUCUUUCCAACAUAAGUACAGGCUGGCCGCACAUCAGAGAAUCCACACUGGAGAACAACUUUACAGAUGUAAUCACUGUGUGAAAACCUUUGCCUACAGAUCAAGUUUCUUGGAACAUCAGAAAAUUCACAGUGGAGAGAAACCUUAUGAAUGUAAUCAGUGUGGGAAAGCUUUCCUCCGUAACUAUGACCUUGCUACACAUCAGAGAAUUCAUAAUGGAGAGAAACCUUAUGAAUGUAAUCAGUGUGGAAAGGCUUUCCAGAGGAAGUACAGGCUUUCUGCACAUCAGAGAAUUCACACUGGAGAGGAGCCUUAUGAAUGUAAUCAAUGUGGGAAAACUUUUCAACAGAACUCUGAGCUGGCUGCACAUAAAAGAAUUCAUACUGGAGAGAAACCUUACGAAUGCAGUCAAUGUGGAAAGUCCUUUCAGCAGAAAAGCAGACUUACUGCACAUAAGAGAAUUCACACCGCAGAGAAACUUUAUGAAUGUAAUCAGUGUAGGAUACGUUUCCGACGUAAAAGUGACCUUGCAGUACAUCAAAGAAUUCAUACUGGAGAGAAACCUUACAAAUGUAAACAGUGCGUGAAAGCCUUCGCCUACAAAGCAAGCUUUUUGGCACACCAGAGAAUUCAUACAGGAGAGAAGCCUUAUGAGUGUAAUCAGUGUGGAAAGUCUUUCCAGAAGAAGUGCAGGUUCACUGCACAUCAGGGAAUUCACACUGGAGAGCAACCUUACAAAUGUAAUCAGUGUGAAAAGUCCUUCCUGGAUAAAUACAAGCUGACUGCACAUCAGAGAAUCCACACUGGUGAGCACCCUUACAAAUGUAAUCAGUGUGAAAAGUCUUUCCAGGAUAAGUACAAGCUUACUGCACAUCAGAGAAUCCACAGUGGAGAGCAACCUUAUAAAUGUAAUCAAUGUGGGAAACCCUUCGUAUACAAGUCCACCUUAUUAGCACAUCAGAGGAUUCACACUGGAGAGAAGCCUUAUAAAUGUAACCAAUGUGGAAAGUCUUUCCAGAAGAAGUGCAGGCUUGCCGCACAUCAGAGAAUUCACACUGGAGAGAAACCUUAUGAAUGCAGUCAGUGUGGAAAGGCUUUUAGAGAGAGUUCCAGUCUCGCUACCCAUCAGAAAAAUCACUCUGGAGAGAAGCCAUAUGAAUGUACUCAAUGUGGAAAGUCCUUCCAAAAGAAGUACAGGCUUACUGUACAUCAGAGAAUCCACACUGGAGAGCAACCUUACAAAUGUAAGGAGUGUGGGAAAGCCUUCACCUACAAGUCAAGUUGUUUCGAACAUCAGAGAAUUCACAGUGGUGAGAAGCCUUACGAAUGUAAUCAGUGUGGGAAAGCUUUCCUACGUAACCAUGACCUGGCUGCACAUCAGAGAACUCACACUGGAGAGAAACCUUAUGCAUGUAAUCAAUGUGGAAAGUCUUUCCAGAAGAAGUACAGGCUUACUGCACAUCAGAGAAUUCACACUGGAGAGAAACCUUACGAAUGUAAUCAAUGUGGAAUGGCUUUCAGAAUCAGCUCUACUCUUGCUACCCAUCAGAGAAACCACACUGGAGAGAAGCCUUAUGAAUGUAAUCAGUGUGAAAAAUCUUUCUACCAGAAGUGCAGUCUUGUUGCACAUCAGAAAAUUCACACUGGAGAGAAACCACAUGAAUGUAAUCAAUGUGGAAAGUCUUUCCAGAAGAAGUACUGCCUCAUUACACAUCAGAGGAUCCACACUGGAGAGAAACCUUAUCAAUGUAAUCAGUGUGGAAAGGCUUUCAGACUCAGCUCCACUCUUGCUAUACAUCAGAGAAAUCACAAUGGCGAGAAGCCUUAUCAGUGUAAUCAGUGUGAGAAAGCUUUCCUACGUAACCAUGAUCUUGCUGUACAUCAGAGAACACACACCGGAGAGAGACCUUAUGAAUGUACUCAAUGUGGAAAGUCUUUCCAGAAGAAGUACAGACUUACUGCACAUCAGAGAAUUCACACCGGAGAGAAACCUUAUCAGUGUAAUCAGUGUGGAAAGGCUUUCAGAAUUGGCUCUAGUCUGGCGACACAUCAAAGAAACCACACUGGAGAGAAGCCUUAUCAAUGUAAUCAAUGUGGGAAAGCUUUCCAGCAGAAAUGCAAUCUUGCUGCACAUAAGAAAAUUCACAUUGGAGUGAAACCUUAUCCAUGUAAUCAGUGUGAAAAGUCUUUCCAUAAGAAGUCCAGGCUUGUGACACAUCAGCGAAUUCACACUGGAGAGAAACCUUAUGAAUGUAGUCCAUGUGGAAAGGCUUUCAUAUACCUCUCCAGUCUCGUUAAACAUCAGCGAACCCAUGGUGGAGAGAAACCUUAUAAAUGUAACCUGUGUGUAAAGGCUUACCAGCAGAAGUUCAGGCUUGUUGUACAUAAGAGAACCCACAUUGGAGAGAACCAUUAGUGUAAUCAGUGUCAGAAAACUUUCCAAUGUAAUGCUGAUCUUUCUGCAUGUCACAGAAUUCACAUGGGAGAGAAUCUCCUGUAAUCAAUGUAGAAAAGCUUUCAAAAUCAUCUGCAGUCUUACUAAACAGUAGAGAAUCUGUACUGGAAAGAAACUAGGAAUAUAAUCAGUGGCAGCAAGUCAUCCCUUAUUUCCCAUCAGAGAAUGAAUUCUAGAUGGAAAUCGUAUCAUUUUAAUGAAAGAGGAAAGACAGUGAAAUGAAAUACAGAACGUGUUUAUAUCAGAAAAAUCAUUCUGAGGGGAAGCUCUAUAUUGACUCAAUGUCAGAAUGCCUUCAGCAAGAAAUCAUCUCUUAUUUUAUAUCAGAGUAUUCAGUGUGGAAAAAAGACUUCUGAAUGUUCAGAUGGGGACAUGAUUUCAUUUGGAAGAGGGAGAUCCAUAGACAAUAAUAUUCAUAUCGAAUUGAAGGCUUAUAAAACCAAUGUUUGUAGAAAAAGCAUCCUUCACCUAUAGCUCAUGUUUGACCGUACUCUGGCAAAAUCAUACUAGACAUAAAAGUCUUGCAUCUCAUUAACAAAGGAAAGUCUUUUGGUGAAGCACAGAUGUCAUAUCAUCUCUUAAUAUGGGAGACCUCAUUAGAAAUCCCAGAUUUCAUAUUGUGCAUAAAGUCCUAUAAAUGUAAUGAUUUUUUUCUCUGAUAGCCUGCUAUUUGUCAUUACCUUUUGUUAUUUCGCAGAAUUCAUAUGCUAUAGCUUCUUUAGCCCUUCCCCAAUUAAUUGGUACUCCUUUUGUUUCCUCUUAUUUGCUGGCACAAAAAAAUCCUCUUAUAAACA